Hypanus sabinus (Atlantic stingray) is the source of this 4898-nucleotide messenger RNA. RefSeq names its product cerebellar degeneration-related protein 2b (gene cdr2b). Lineage: Eukaryota; Metazoa; Chordata; Chondrichthyes; Myliobatiformes; Dasyatidae. The transcript has 6 exons. The coding region runs from base 143 to 1453 and encodes 436 amino acids. The record is from RefSeq and is a predicted model, not a curated record.
CCCGGCCGGCCGGCCGGCGGUCCCAGUCUGGGCUGCUGCCCUCCGCCGCCGCUCGCUGCCACGUCGCUGCCAUGGAGUGAGUCCCGCGGCGGCUGGGGGGGUAGCGGGAGCCGGCGCUCGCUGAGCACCACGCGGAGGGAGGAUGCUGACGGACAGAAUAAUGGAGGAGUUUGAGCUCCGGGAGGAUUCCUGGUUCCAGCAGCAGCGCGAUAUGGAGCAUGUCAAAGCUCCCUGUGGUAUCGUGCCUGGGAAAAAGGCCAUUCAAUCCAUCAAGACUGUGCCCAUCCUGUGUUCCAACCUGUACCUGGCAGCAGAACUGGGCAAGGCCCUGCUGGAUCGCAACACGGAGCUGGAGGAGGGGCUACAGCAGAUGUACAGCACCAACCAGGAGCAGCUGCAGGAGAUCGAGUACCUCACCAAGCAGGUGGAGUUCCUCCGGCAGACAAAUGAGCAACACGCCAAGGUCUACGAGCAACUCGACGUGACUGCCCGCGAGCUGGAAGUGACCAAUCAGAAACUAGUUAUGGAAAGCAAGGCGUCAGAGAACAAGAUAACGAGCCUGACGGAGAUGGUGGAGAGCCUGCAGUCUCAUGUGGACGACCUGCAGAGGCAGAUCGAGGACCUGAAGAGCAGGUCCCGGCAGGAGUUGGAGCAGCGCAGAGCGGUGCAGAGCUCCCCCUGUCUCAAGGAGCUGUGCGAUUUCCAAGGGUCUCUGGAGCAGGACCAGGCGCUGGCCGAGGAGCGGGAGCAGCUGCGGCGGACGGUGUCGUCCCUGCGGAGCCAGCUGGUGGCUGAGCGCCGGCGCACCGAGGAGCUGGAGGAGGAGCGGCGUCUGGUGCUGAGCGAGAGCGGAGGCCUGGAGCGCGGCCUGGCGGCUCUGCACGACUACACGCAGCGCCUGGCCGAGCUGGAGGGCAGCGUGGCCGAGCUGCGGCGCCGGAGCGCCGAGCCCCGCGACCUGGCCGGCCUGCUGGACAGGCUGUUGCUCUACCCGGAACCGGUGAGCGAGGGCCGGCCCGACAGCCCGGAGCCCGGCCCCGCCGACGACCCCGUCCGUGGACACGAGCUGACGUGCAUCCGGCGGGCGGAGGCGGUGCGGCGCCGCGGUGUCUCGCUGCUCAACGAGGUGGACGAGCAGUACAGCGCGCUCCAGCUCAAGUACGAGGAGCUGUUGAGACGCUGCCAGCACCCGGCCGCUGGAUUCUCCUCCCCCGGCAGCAGCCACAAGGCCGUGCAAACCCUGGGCCGGCUGGGCCCAGAGCCGGUCGCCCGCUGCAGCCCGCCCAGAACGCUGCUGGGGAUCGAACCCGCCUCUGCCGACAGCCAGCCUGAAUACAAGGCCCUUUUCCGGGAGAUCUUCAACUGCAUCCAGAGGACGAAAGAGGAGAUCGAGCAGAGCCGUGCCAAGUACAGGAGGGGCCGAGGGGCCGAGCGGCUCCCGUUGGAGGAGUGAGCAGGAGGGGACUGAAAACUACCGGUACUGUGGCAAUAAAUCUCACAGACUGGAAGCAAACCUCAUCUAAUUUAUUCAACAAAGACAAUUUAUUGCUUUGUUUACUUUUCAUUGUGGGGUGGGUUUGGGGGGGGGGGAUGAAGCCAUUUUGACGAGCCAGGUGACACACUUGGAUGUAAAUGUCUUUGUAAAUCCCUCUGGAGUGUGACUGGGAAUAGACUUUUCCUCAGAGAAAAUGAAUCUGGUAUUUUGUUUUAAAUUACAAGGUAAUUCCAAAACCCAAGAAUGAAAGCAGAAAUUGCUGUGAAUACUCGUCGUGCCGGCCAGCAUGGGUAGAUGGGGAAGUGGGGUGAGUGUUUCAGGUGACAGAUCCUCCAGGCUUGGGGACAGAGAAAAGUUUUAUAAUGCAGCGAGGGUGGGGCUGGAUGGGGAGGAUCGAGGAAAAUUCUGUUGGGGCGACACCUCGACUGUCCGAUGGAGAAGUCAUCGUCAAUCCAGUUAGUGGAGAGGGGCAGAUCAGGGCCAACAAAAGGGUUAGAGCUGUGGAUUGCAGGGUGGUGGGGCAGGAGGUGCCAGUGCAGAGGGGCACAGUGGGUAGUUCAUGGGCAGUGAGCAAAGGACAGGUAGCUUGUGUUGACAUUCUCCUUGUGAGGUAUCCGCCUGGACAACGGACCGUUUGUCAGAGUCUGUGCUCUGAGGGGCAGGUUGAAGAACACGGUUUUGAGGGUGUUUACAUGCUUGCCCACACCACUUUCAAGCUCCUGGUGAGAUUAGUCAGAGGUGCAGCCAGAGUGGUGAGUUGGAAACAAACCCGCAGUGCCCCCCCGACCAGACCCGGGAGGACUCGGUUUGGGGUCAAUGACUUGCACUUCCACGUGCUCGAACCUCUCCGUGUUUCCCUUUUUGUACAGCGGGGGGUGAGAGCAGCAGUAUGAAUAUUCCCCAGGCCGUUGCACAGGUAGUCCAGGUGCUCUGACCACGUCUGGCUGUAGAUGACAAUGACAUCUAGGUAGUCCAUCAGCUGCUGGUAAACCAUGAAGACCAAUGGCCAUCACUAUGAACUGAAACAGUUCAGGAAUCUGCACCCUCCGCUGUACAGCAACAUCAGCUCCUGUCUGACCGUCCGAUGACUCACUUCCCUCCCUCAUCACCUACUGGGCGAUGAGUGAACUGUCACUUCACAUCUUCUGUGUUCUGCCCCAGCCACUCCUCCACCUCUAGAAUUGAUCCUCUACAUCAGUCCUGCCCUCUUGGAAACUUUGUAUUCUUUCCCACUGCUGACCAAGGAUCUCCCACCAGAAACACGAACUCUCUCCACAUGCUGCUCGGCCUGCUCUGAGUAAUGCAAGCAUCCUGAUUUUUGUUCUGGUCACCUUUUGUGUGAUUGAGUUACCUUGGUGCCAGAGGGUAGGGAGGGGGUGAAGGGGGUCUCCUGUCGCAUUUCCCUACACAUCUCCUUUCAGAUGGUGUAGGGUGUAGUGAGGGUGAAGAGUUCCUAAGACACUCACAAGUGUGUUUGUGUAGGCACACGGGGAAAUCAUGGCCCCACAACCUCUGCAUUAUAGUCUGUGACCUCUUUCUUCCUAAGCUCAGCACACCUACUGCUGACAGCAGCUCAACAGUCCUCUGUCCUGGUCCAGUCUUCCAAAUUGCCCAUCCUAGUCUUGGUGAAGAUCCUUCCUCUCCCAGGGAUGAGGUCUUCAGAGCUUCUGUGGCUGUUCCUGUCGCUCUGGAUUUUAAUCGACUGGAGUUGCUAACCCCAUAUCCAACCCCCCCACAGGCUGGCUCAGGACUGGCCAAGUAAUGUUGGAGCCUUGCUCACGGGUGAAAUUACCACCCGUGUGCGUGCACACAACAAUCGGGCCUCGGUUUUGUGCAGGACAGCGUGCCCACAAGGAGAUGCUCUGCUAUGCGAGUAAAACUCCAGUCAUGGUGGUGCAGUCUUCUGUUUAAGCUGGUGGUUACCCCUUCAUCCUGCAAGUGGUGAGGGGAAAAAUGCCCCUGGCUCUGUUCUGAGUGUUGGAGUUAGACUGAUCACUUGUCGAGUAUGAUGAUCUCCUAAUGUGUUGGCUGUUGGCGGGUCCUCCAGUGGCUGAUCCAGGACCCGAGUGGGCAAGAGGGAGUGGUGGUCGGGACUCUUGAUGGUUCAGUCUCUUCUUUCACAGCUGCUGCUUGUUCUCUGUGGUGCGGUGUUGCUCUCCCCCAAACAGAUUUCCUCCGGCUGCAUUUGUUGAGCGUUGUUCUGAAUGUUCAGCACAUUGACCUUCCCUGCGGUCAUGAAACCGCGUAAUUAGACUGACCAACGUACGCGCACGCUGCAGGAACUCAGCAGGUCGGGCAGCAUCUAUUAAGGUGAAUAAACAGUCGCUGUUUCAGGCCAAUAUUGGUCAUUAGGACUAGAAAAGAAGGGGGAAUCUGCCAGAAUAGGGAAGGGGGGGGGGGGUGGUAAUUGGUGGAAGAGGUAAAGUGCUGAAAUAGGUGGCUAUUAGAGGAGAAUGGACUGUGGGAGAAAGGGAAGGAGAUGGGAAAGGAGGAGUGGGAUGGAGAAGAAAAGUUAGGGAAACUGAUGAUGUUGUCAGGUUGAAGGCUGCCCAUACUGAUUGAGGUAAUAAGAGGGGGAUGUGGUGCCGAUUUGCAGAUGGUAUGCUGGGGAAAGGAGUGGCACAGUCCAGGGCUUUGAGAAGUGAGGGGUGUGUGCAGUGUAGUCUGCGGGUAGCUGAAGGGAUAAUCAGCCCUUUUGAAAGUGGAGAGUUCCUACCUCACUGGACCAGAAAGACUCUCGGUUCAAUCCCAACCUCUGGUGCGGUCUGUGUGGAGUUUGCAUGUUCUGGUGCACCUGCCCCAGUUACUCUGGUUUGUACCUACAUCUCAAAGACAGGAUGGUUGAUGGAUGUUUGAAGAUCCUUCCUCUGGAGGAUGUUCUUCAGAGCUUCUAUUGGUGUAGCUCUGGAUGUUUAUGGGGUGGGGCUGUUGGCCCCCUGUGCAUAGCGAGGUUUGGCAGAGUUUGAGUGGGGAUUAAUAGGUUUUUUGGGGGGGGGGGGUGUAAAGGGUUCUGAUCGACUAUGUCUUGUGGCUACUCUCUCCUGGAGUGGGGAGAGGGUGUGAUGUGUAACCGUUUCUGUUAAAGAGGGAGGGGUAUUAGCAGCAGGUACUUGCCCCUGGGUUUGAUCAAACUAGCGCUUUGGCCCUGUUUGGGCAAGUGGGAGAGUCCCUUGUGAAGAUGAGGUGGGACUGGUCCACAGGCUUUAGUCUCAGAAUUGCCCCUCCUCCUGCUCAGUGACGGUGGGCCAUUGGUCUGAGCUGGAGGGAGCUGAUGGUGUCCUUUAGUGAGGGGAAUUCACAAUUGACGUGCUAAAUUCUCUUCACAAUGACAAAGGAAAAUUGUGUUCCUGCUGUUUUCUCCUCGAUGUUCUCCAGUUUGAAUAAACUGUUGCUCUGGUUUGUA